AUGAGCACCUCAGAAAUCUGCGAAGCUAUUCACACAGAUCUUCAGCAAGCCAUGCAGGAUUUGGAUAAGCUCACACCGAAUGAGUAUUUCAAAUCACACAGAGUGUGGAUAUCAUGGAACGAAGUACUUGACACUUUGACCGAAGAUCUCAACAACAUAUACGAAAUGAUUAAAGAAUGGAGAGUGCGGGAGGAGAACCGCAGAGGCAAUCAGCCCAGGUGGACUAAAAGACAUGAGAUCAAGUAUCGAGAAGCAGUCCAGAGGUCGUUGCUCCUCGGUGAAAGUGCGGUGCGGGACUUCAAAGUCUGUCAAACGCGGGUGGCCUCACUCAAAAAAUCAGUCACUUCCCAUCGAGAAAUCACAACAGCCAUUUACAACCAGCAAAUGGACGAUCGCAACUUCCGACAAAAUGACAACAUCAAGUACUUCACCUAUUCGACCGUUUUCUUUCUUCCGCUGUCCUUCGCUACUAGCUUCUUUAGCAUGCAAGCCAAGCCGACGGGAGAUCUUAUUCGGCAGAUGAUUGUGUGCACAAUUGUCGCCUUCGUGAUAUUGUUGGUCAUUUUGAUUACUCUACCAUCUGCAGUCAAAGAAAUUCGGAAUUCAUCUCAAUCGGCCCGCACUACUUGGAAAGCUCUUCGCAGACAGACCGGAUCUAAUAACGUACUCCACAGUUUGCACCGAAGUCUUACUAGAUACACCGGGGGGUCCGAUAAUGGUCAGAAUCUCUCAGAGGCACGGAGUGGGGUCUCAGAUGAAGAAUCAGGAGAAAUGGUUUCUUCUGGUGAGACUUUCAAUAACGACACUAAGUAG
This is a messenger RNA of Aspergillus tubingensis, 813 nucleotides long. Its product is annotated as Mg2+ transporter zinc transport protein. NCBI's taxonomy places the organism in Eukaryota, Fungi, Ascomycota, Eurotiomycetes, Eurotiales, Aspergillaceae. The record is from RefSeq and is a predicted model, not a curated record. Gene Ontology annotation, cellular component: membrane. Gene Ontology annotation, molecular function: metal ion transmembrane transporter activity. The transcript has a single exon. Gene Ontology annotation, biological process: transmembrane transport; metal ion transport. Bases 1 to 813 code for a protein of 270 amino acids.